CUCUGCAGAGAGACUGCGAGGGGAAACUGAAACCGCUCUCUCCAUUCACGGAUUUUUACGGUUACCGUUGACCUGGUCAACCAGAAAAAUGACCGAAGAGCUAACAUACGCACCGACAACAGAAGAAAUCAAGGACCCAGAGAAGUCCCUGACCACGGAGACCUCCGAGGAUGGGGAUGAGAAUCAAGAGCGCGGCAACUGGGGGAGCAAGCUGGAGUUUGUCUGCUCGUGUCUCAGCUUCGCUGUUGGGCUGGGAAAUAUCUGGCGGUUUCCUUACAUUUGUUAUGUGAAUGGAGGGGGUGCCUUCCUGCUCCCUUUCACCAUCAUGUUGGUCCUGGCGGGGAUUCCCCUGAUGUUCAUGGAGUUAUCAUUUGGUCAGUAUGCCAGCCAGGGUGUUAUAUCAGUAUGGCAGGCCAGCCCUCUGUUUCAGGGUAUUGGGUAUGGUAUGUUCAUGGUGUCUACCUUCAUAGCUCUAUAUUACAACAUGGUGAUAGCCUACAACAUUUUCUACCUCUUUGCUUCCUUCAACUCAGACGUACCCUGGAGGUUUUGUGGGAAUGAGUGGAACACGCAAGCAUGUGGGGUACUGAACAAAGCAGCAGAGAAGAACUGUACAGCUUACAAUGGCACAUACUUCAAUGAUACAUGUUACAGCAUAGAGUCCCAUGGCUGGGAUAUAUACAACUACAUCCAGAAUGUGUCUAAUCUGACGUCAGAGGAAGAACUGAAGAGGGUUAAUCCCAGCGAUGAGUUUUUUCAUAACUAUGUGUUGGACAUCACCGAGGGUUUCCAUGACAUGGGUGGAGUGCGCUGGCAGCUGGCACUGUGUCUUCUAUUGGCCUGGACCAUAGUGGGUCUGUGCCUUAUCAAAGGAAUUAAGUCUUCUGGAAAGGUUGCGUAUUUCACAGCAUUCUUUCCCUAUGUGGUGCUGCUGGUGUUGCUGAUACGAGGCCUUACACUUCCGGGCUCUGUGGACGGAAUUAAGUAUUAUGUUACGCCUCAGUGGCAUCUGUUAGGGAGAGCAAAGGUGUGGAGUGAUGCUGCUGUCCAGAUAUUCUUCUCACUCUCCCCAGGAUGGGGUGGUCUUAUUACACUGGCCAGUUAUAAUAAGUUCCACAAUAAUUCUCUCAGGGAUGCUUUCAUAGUUGGAAUCGGUGACUGCUUAACCAGUUUCUUUGCUGGUUUUGUUAUUUUUGCUGUGAUUGGUUACAUGGCACAUGACCUUCAGGUGGACGUCACAGAGGUCGUAUCCAAAGGUCCAGGUCUUGCAUUUAUCGUAUACCCUGAAGUUGUCAAACGUCUUCCGUUGUCACCAUUCUGGGCCAUCAGCUUCUUCCUCAUGAUGAUCACACUGGGGAUGGGAACACAGUUUGCCACAGUGAAUACAAUGCACACCACUCUCUUGGACUUGUUCCCAGAGAAACUGAGGAAAGGACACAGACCAACCAUAACUCUGUCAGUCAUUUGUGGAGUGAUGUAUUUACUGGGACUCACCAUGACUUCUAAGGGUGGUCUUUACAUGCUGACACUAAUGGACAACUAUGCUGGAACGUACUCCUUGCUGUUUAUUGUGAUAGCUGAAUGUCUGGCACUGUCCUGGAGUUACGGUUCUGAUCGAUUCCUAAAGAACAUCAGUCAAAUGAUUGGGCGACAUCCUGGUAUAUAUUGGAAAUAUUUGUGGCAGUACAUAACACCCUGUGUAUUACUGUUCAUCAUGUUCUUCACGUGGUACGACUUCACUCCGUCCUCGUAUCGUGAUUAUGUGUUCCCCGUUUGGGCAGAUGUCCUCGGCUGGAUGGUGUCCUUGACCUCCCCCCUCAUGAUACCUAUUGUUGCCACGGUGAUGAUCAUAACGGCACGCAGGGACCAAAGAUAUCAACAUAUGACUCUGUGGCAGAUCAUCAAAAUGCUGACGAGGCCUACAGAAGCCUGGGGUCCUGCCUUGGAGGUUCACCGACGAGAGGCAGCGGAGAGCAGCACCCGUAUGGUUCCUAUGGUCGACAUGAGCACCAUGAACACAAAUAACACUGUCGAGAAAAAUAAUUACAAGAACGAGGAAUCUGACGCCAAAGAACCACUCACAAAUGGAGCGGUUGAUGCGUAGGAACAGUGAUCAAUUUCAGUUCUGAUACUGUGCAGUAAGCCUCCAAAGUCUGUAACAUUCAUAGUCAGUGCCUCAUAUCAGUACACUCGGGGUCUCUGAAAAAUGACUGCUGUGCUCAGUAGAAAAUUUUAGAAGAUGUGUGAAGGGUACAUUUAAUUACUUUGAUAUGGUUUUCAGAUAACAUCUAAGUUUGUAAGAGGCAUAUUGGAGAAUGACUUGGUUUUAGUCGAUGAUUCAAGAAACCAGCAAAGGAAAUUAAAAAACAUGUUAAGUUAUGGUUUUCUGCGAGAUGUAAAUUGAUGCAACCAAGAUUAUUUAUUUAAUGUUAAAUGUGUAAAUUUAUUGACUGUUAUAUUCAGCUGAAGGCUGUGCAUUUUCUAUGUUCCUGAAUCCAAGAUUCUGGUGGACGAUUUAUAAAAUUACUUGCAGAGUCAUUAGUAUAUAAUGUCCCCACCUUCUUAUUGAAGGAGAGGAAAUUUUUGGAGUAAAUCAUGUUUGUUUAGCAAAUAAUAUUCCUCCACAUUUUUUUUUUGAUGUGUAAAUGUGUGUAAAAUAUAGAGGUAUAAUAUUGCUGAAGGGUACAUUAGAAUAUUUUGAAUGUUUUAGUAGAAUUGGAAGAAAUGGAAAUAUUAGAAUCUCAGUGAUGAACAAAAAGUGAUAGCUGCUCAGUUUCAGGUUUAUAUUUUUAAUUGGAAACAUUUUUUUUUUUGUGUGUGUGUGUGUGUUUGAAAUAAUUCUGUUUGUUGGAAAAUGGCAACUUGUCCAACCUGUUAAAGUGAAGUGAGCAUUAACAUGUUUUCAUGUAAAAGUAAUUUCACGUGUACAUUUAACGUAUGCGUGUGCAUUGUAGAUUCAUGUCUUAUUGUACAUAAUUAUUUCUAAGUGUUAUCAGCAUGUUCUAUAUUAUUCACACCUAGAGACUCUUUUAUGUGCAAAUUCUUUUAGUUAUACUUGUUUUUACCAAAUGUAUUUCUUGGUAUACAGAGCCAGUGCUUUUUUUAUUUACAAGGAGUUUCAAGGAUUUAUAUUUAUAUUUGAUUUAUAUCUGUUAUGCUUUAGGAAGUGGAGAAGCAUUCUAACAUUUUCUCUUGAAAUUGAUGCAUCAGAGGUAUCAAAAUUGCUUUGAUGACUAUUUAUUCACUUGUUUUAUUGGUUUAUUUAUAUCUUUAUCUUUUGUAGCUACUGGAGUAAAACAAAAAGCUUGUUUUUAUGUUGUGUACAGCACAGAAAAAAUAUGAAUCAUCAUAUACAGUUGUAUGUGUGAUUAUUAUUAUUAUUAUUAUUAUUACAUAAUUGCACAUUAGAACAUGCUAAUUGUCAUUAGGAGUAAAUAAAGAAAAUGUAUGGUGUACUGUGCAUGCCUAUGCCUUAAUUAAACUAACUAAAGUGUUUGUUUGGAGGAUAAGUUAUAUACAUGUGCAUGUAGAUCAUUAAAAAAUAUAUUUGUGGCCAUGUAAGGUUGUAAUGUCUUCGUGUAUGAAGGAAGAGGGACCCAAAGUGAGUCCCACAGCACAAAACAUUACUACCCAGUAGAUAUUAGAUGCACUUUCAGCAUUAAUAGGUAUCAGCUUCUUAAUGUUAUUGAUGUAUUAUUUGAUUUAUGUCUCACUGUGUGCCAUAACACAGUAGUACAUGUAUAUUUCAAUAUACAUCUUAUUUUUGUAAGAGCUCCAUCUCGAAACCAUCAAGUGUUUUCUGGAGUAUUGUUACAUGUGGUCUUUAAAAAGUGAGAUGUUAAUUUUAUGGAAUGAAAUUUCUUAAUAUGGUGCUAAAAUGAUUCCCAGUUGUGCAUUCAGACGAAGUAUAAUCUGGAAUAUCUUGAAUCCAGUCUCAGCCACCACAAACUUUUGAACUGGUAAUUCUGUAGUCUUCCACCAAGCAACAGGUUUAUGUAGAUCAUUUUUCUGAUAUUUUUAUAUAUUUGCCAUUCACAUAGGAUAUUUGCUGAAUUGAUUUUUUUAAAGUUUAUUAAUUAAUUAUCUUAUUUUUGCAGAGGAAGGUACCAGGUGAUUUUAAUUUAAUAAUGGAUUUUUAAAUAUCUUGAAAUUUUAAAGUAAAAGUAGUUAGGUUUUUUUGGUGAGGGUCUUAUGGACUGACCCUAUUUUGCCCAAUCUGAAUACCUUAUGAGACGAACAACUAUUGUAUCAUUACUGUAACAUACAAUUGACUGUUUUAGCUAAUAAACACGGUAUAUACUUAAUAUAACACUGAAUAAAUCUUGUUAU
Molecule: messenger RNA, 4329 nt
Organism: Lingula anatina
Lineage: Eukaryota; Metazoa; Brachiopoda; Lingulata; Lingulida; Lingulidae
Product: sodium- and chloride-dependent glycine transporter 1
Biological process (GO): sodium ion transmembrane transport; nitrogen compound transport; amino acid transport
Cellular component (GO): plasma membrane
Molecular function (GO): glycine:sodium symporter activity
Source: RefSeq, a predicted model, not a curated record